AAACGAUACUAACCUGGCCUGGUAGAAGCGAGGAAAAACGCCUCUAAUGUAACUGUUCUCCGCUGUGGAUGAAAUUUACACGAAUGAAUCAGUGAAAUUCUACUAUUUAAGGUUAUCUUUAUGUUCCAGCAGUUCUUCAGGAUUUUUUCUUUCUUCCUUUAUACAUCCGGAGGGGUUGGCGCUGCUAACGCGCGCGACUUUUCAAAGUGGGCGAGUCCAUGUGACGAGGAUGUUCAGCAGGCUAGUUAGCCAGCUAGCUUAGCUUAGGAUUUUUACAGUUAACGUGCAGUGCAACAUGUCGAUUGAUUUUGACAGCGCUGCUCUUCAGACUCAGCAUGAUGAGGAGGAAUACGACCAGGAAGACUAUACGAGAGAGCAAGAGCUGCACAAGCUGCUCACAGACCUGCCAGAUGACAUGCUGGAAGACAGCAGAGACUCCUCCUCCCCUGAGCUGGAGAGCUCUACCUACAGCCGUAAAAACACCGGCAACAGCCCUCAGCCAAAGUGGAACCAGGAUUGGUCUGAUCAUGUACAGCCAACGUCUCAUGCACAGGCCUCUGAAGUUGGCUCACAUGAUGAGUACGCCUAUGAGGAUGGUCCUGGGUAUCCUAACGGACAUCUGAGUCACCCUCCUAAUCCAUUACUGCCUCACGGAUGGAACCGGGAUCAUCACUUUGUUCAGGAAAAUCAAACACGCACAAACAUGGACUCAGAUGAUUACGCAGAGACCAGGGAUUAUCCUGCAGAGUGUGAGCCCAUGUUGUAUCCUGAAAGCACCAAAAACCAUGUGGAUUAUAACGGAGACGGCGGCUACAGCAAUCACCAUGGGGACCACGGCAGCAGAAGCCAUUUCCAGAAAUUAAACUCUGGACUGGGUGACCAUGGUGGUAAUCAGUACAGGGUUACUUAUAACCCUCCACAUCCUGCCCAUCAGCCUAACAUGGUGAACCCUCAUGGUGCUCAGAAACAUGAUCAAUUCGACCAGCUGCAGAGGGAGUUUCUUGAUUCGACGCAGCAAACGGCCAAUAGGGAGCAGGUCGCUCAGCUGCAGGUUUUAAACAAAGCUCAACAGAGGCAAAUAGAGGACUUGGAGCGGAAACUGGAGGAUUCACGCCGUAAUAUGAGAUACAUCGAGCAUCAGUUUGCAAUCGUCAAAGAUGAAAAAGAUGGCCUUGCUGUCAGUUUGAAGGAGUCCAGUCGACUGAUAGAAGAGGCGAAGAAAGGAGAGGUUCAAAUGCAAAACAAGCUGAAGGUGUUGGAGCAGCAGGUACAGAUCCUCAGGGAGAAAGACCAGGAGAACACGAAGAGGCUGAAGGUUGCCGAUGCUGCAGUGGACAGCAUGAAGCAGCAGAUGCUGGAGCUGUGUCGCUCUGACACUUUGUCCAGAACGCGGGAGCAGCACGACAGAGACCUGGCCACCAUGAAGGAGCAGCACCAGGCUGCACUGCUGGCUCUGGAGCAGAAGCUCGAUUCUACCUCGCAGGCUUUCAAUGACCAAAUUGACGUCAGUAAGAAGCUUCAACAGCAAGUCAAGCAGCUGGAACGUCAGAGAGAAGAAGAGCAGCUGGAGAGAGCCAGGAUCGUUAAUUCUCUCACCCAGCGCCUGGAGGAGAGUCAGCAGCAAUGUGCCAAGCUGCUGCAGACAAAUUCGGUGCAAGAAAUGAGCCAAAUGCAGAUCAAACUACAACAAGCCCAGUCGGCGAAGGCACUGAGUGAAAACAUGAACAAAGUUUUACAGGAAGAUGUGGCUGAGCUGAAAGAGCAGAUUAAUCUAUAUGAAUCUGCAUUAAAACAUGGCAUAGUAGCAUUUGACCCAACUAACGACUCGGAGACCCAUCUGUCUGAGUCCUGCAUAGAUCUGGGACUGAAGAAGCCUGAAAGGAAGAACGGCACCCUUCACAGUUCUGUUCUGAAUCACCUGUCAGACUCCAAACUGCCCAAGGAAGAAGCUCUGCGGCUGCUGCGCAUGGAAAUGCAGCGCUGCCUGGGGUGUCUGAAGGCGAAGAGACAGAAGAUCAAUCAGCUGCAGGACGAGCUCCAACAAUCUCAGGCUCGGGUUCGUGAGCUGCUGGCCGAGUUGGAGGAAGCGAAGCGAAGCUCUGCAGCCAGAGAAACCGACCCGAUGACACACCUGGACAUGACCGAAGGAGCACAGAAAGAGAUGCUGAGGAUGCAGGAGGAGAAACAAAGCCUGCUGGAAAAAGUCCAGUUACUCGAAACAAAGAAUAAGGAGUUAAAACAGAAUGAGGAAAAGCUGAAAUGUACCAACUCUGAACUGUGCACCAAAAUGAGGGAAAUGAUCCAAGAACUGGACCAAGAAAAACAGGAAGCUGCUGAAAGGACUGAGCGGAUUAAUCAGCAGUAUAGAGAUGAUGUGGUGAAGCGGGUCAGAACAGAGCUCAUGACGGAGCACAGCGCUGAGCUGGAGCGGCUGACUGCGCAGCACCAGCAGCAGAUUCAGGAGCUGCAAAACCAGCUGUCAGAAGUCAGUGAUAAGAUGCUGGCUGUGCAGGAAUGUUACAUCUCUGUGUGCAACGAGAAGUGUCUCCUGGAGGAAACGAUACAGAAGAGAGAGAAGGAAGAGAGUAGUAGGACUGCUGGAAAGCUGAGAGGAGAACUGGAGGCUCAGCAUCAGGUCUCAGUGAUGAAGCUUAAAGAAGAAUGGUCCAAGGAGAAACAGGCUGAAAUGCAGCGGGAAGUGAGCUCUCAUGUAGCUUCCACAGACGCCAAAUGGAAGAUGGAACUUCAAAAGAUAGAGACGACCUGGGCUCAGAAGUUGGAGGAGGCUAAGAGGGAGAGAAACUCAGACACUGCUGAGGCGACGUGCCAAACAGAAGAGCUGGAGGCAGACGGUCACGCAGUUUCUGCUGAGGAGCUGGACGCCAGGCUCGCUGCCCAGAAACAGGAAGCUGACAAAGAGCAACGCAAAGCUGUGGAGGAAGCCAAAAAACGAAUCCAGAGAGAGUUGGAAGAGAAACACCUGAACGACAUGGCCAAGCAGGUGGAAGGGGCUGUAACCCGGGCCUACAGCCGCUGGAUUGAGGAUUUGCCUUCCCUACCGGAGCAUCAAACACUUCUCCAAAGAGAAAAGCAGAAAUGGGAAGAGCUGCAGGAAGAAGUCACAAGGCAGAAAGUGUCCCAGGCCCUGAGGGAAGCAGAGGAGGAGCGGCACAAGAAGCAAGUGGAGCAUCCUCAGGAGGAGCUGGCAGCUCUGAAGAGCCAGCUAGAGCAAGCCAGCAGAGAGCAAGCCGCCCUGCUGAAAGCUGAGCUAGCUGCAGCCCGAGCAGCGUGGCACAGAGACAAACAGCAGGAGAUCUCCAUCAUCCAAGCCCAAAACCAGCAAGCAUACCAAACCAAGCUGCUGGAGCAGUGCAAAAACCUGGAGCAGGCUGUGCAGGGAGUCCGAGAAGAUGCUGACCUCCAGAGGAAGGAGCUGCUUCUGCAGAUGGAGGCCAAGCUUCAGCAGGCUCUAAGGACGCGAGAAGAGGAGUGGAGACGCCAGUAUGCAGAGAAGGAGCUGGCCCAACGACAACAGAUAAAGGAACAGUUUCUAUCAGAGCUUCAGGCUGCCGUGGCCGACGUCUCUACACAACUUCUAAGGCCUUCUGGAGCAGAGCUUCAGCAGUCUGUAGAUGAAAGGAGCAGCAGCAGGUCUCCAUCACAAGCAGCAAUCACAAACAUCAUUGAAACCGCGUGUAGAGAAAUGGUGAAGAGGGCAGUAUUGGAGGCUAAGAAGGAGUGGAAGAAAACAAGUGAAGAGAAGCUGAGCAGCAUCCUAAAAGAAACACAAGAGAGACACACAAGAGAAGUCCACAAAAUACAAGAGUCUUUGUCUCAGAGGAAGGAGCGGUCAUGUUACAUGAAGGAAUGCACCGAAAGCCUCGGGAAGCUGCAGAAGAAGAAUCAGGAGCUCCAGAGACAUUUAGAGAAAGCCUGCCGUCAACUUCAGCACCGCAUCCGUGAACACAAAACCGCCAUUCAGCUUCUUAAAGAUGAGCAUGAAGGCAGCAUGCAGAAGCUGAAAGAGGAGCACCUGCAGCAGUUGGAGGAAGUGAAGAGAGCUAAAGAAUCCUCUGGAAAUUCUGACCUCCAGCAAGCCCUCGAGGAGAUGAAGCAGCAAUACCUGAUCACUGUAGAAAAGAUCAGAGGAGACAUGCUGCGUUACCUGCAGGAGAGUCGAGGCCGUGCGGCAGAGAUGAUCCGCAUCGAGGUGCAGAGAGAGAGACAGGACACGGCCAGAAAGAUGAGGCACUAUUAUCUGACCUGUCUGCAGGAGUUACUGGAGGACGGGGGGAAAACUACGGGUGCUGAGAAGAAAAUAAUGAGUGCUGCAAGCAAGCUGGCGGCCAUGGCUAAGGUGCUGGAAACUCCUGUUAAAAGUAAAUCCGGAAAGAAUUACGUUUUACAAAGCUGUCAGACGGGUGGAUCCUCUAACGCCGCUGGAGGCCUGCCAGCUGGAGGCGCUGGUUUCAGUACCAACCUGGCGGCAAUAAACAAACUUCCUGAUUUGAGGCCAGAGCAGCAACCUGUAAACGCUUCCGUGGAUCCAGGGCUGAAGCCAAACACAGCAGCUGGAAGCAAACUUUUAAUCCACCGGGACACUUCUGCCCCUCAGGAGGGUUCAGACGCCGCAGGGUCAAAACCCCAAACCUUUAAUGCCAUCCCACCUUCCUACAAAUCUCAGCAGACAUCUUCCCAACAGCACAUGGAUUUUGUCGCUUCGUCUUCGACGGGUAAAAGCUCCGAUUGGCUUCUGCAAGGAGGCGACUCAAACAAAGCAGUUAGCCGCGCAAAAUCAGCUGGACACAGCCGACCUUUCCUCGUCCAGGAGGCUCCAGUCAGAGAUGAGAAGCAGGCGGACUGGAGCCUGGCUAGCAGUGACUCAGACUCUGGCCCAAACGUAGCCAGAACGUCACACCCCCGGAGGACAGUUGAACCACUGAGGCCUUUGACUGUGAGUGAAAUGGGAGCAUUUGGGGGCCUCACACCAGAUGGUUCAGACCUAACAGUGUAUGAGGAGAUUCCCAAACAGACGCCUAUGACCGAAAAGGAUGCUCAAGCAAAGAGGAGUCUGGUCAGAGAGCCGAUCCCCGGCUCAGAGUGUGAAAACGGGCAGCAGGCUCGCUUCAGGGUUCUGUUCGGUGAGCUGAGGGAGCGACAGCAGGACAGCGGGUUCGACAGUCCCACCUACCAGCAGAAAUGAUGAAGGCAGGGAAGAGGCAGUAGCUUCAUAACCUGUGCCUUUAAUUCAUCAUGUUUACAUGUUAUAAAACAUUGAAAACAUCUUCAGCAGUUUUGCCAACCAUGCUUCAUUAAUAGAUAAAUACAUUUUAAGAUAUUUCUUAUAUAUGUUUGUCGCAGAACUUUGCUUUUACUGCAGAUUUUGUCCAAUUCACACAAGUUCAGCAAAAUAAAGGAAUCCCAGUAUGAUAGUAAAAAUGAUCUGGGACAAUUUUAAGAAACAAAAACAUGCUUUCCGGUCAGAGUUUUAGCUGCUCCUCCAAGCAGGAUUAGAUGAAGGGGUUUAAAUCAGGUGGAUUCUUUAAAAUGACCCAGAGUUUUUUAGGUAAAGCAUAUGUGAGAUUUUGGGAAAGCCUUCCUUACCUUUGUGUUUGGGCUUAAUGUCCUGUUGGAACCCCAAACUGCCCCCAAGUUUCACUCAUCUGAGUCUAAAUGUUUCCCUUCCUUCCCUUGUCCAUAAAAAAGACCCAAGAUCCGAAGCUGACACCUUCAAAUGCAACUAAAACUCCCCACAUAGACGAGCCCGAUGUCCUGGAGAAACAUUCUGCUCCGUUUGGACACAGCGACAUACGAGAAGUUGAUUUGAUGCUUUUAAAACUAAAAUAACUGUAAGUCAAGGUGUUGGAAGUGUGGUGCUGAGGGUCUGCUUUGCUGCCAGUGGUAUUUGUGAACCACAUAAAGAAUUCCCUCCACAUUCUCCCCCUCAUAGC
Molecule: messenger RNA, 5951 nt
Organism: Cyprinodon tularosa
Lineage: Eukaryota; Metazoa; Chordata; Actinopteri; Cyprinodontiformes; Cyprinodontidae
Gene: cep152
Product: centrosomal protein 152
Exons: 27
Coding region: 296-5203 (1635 amino acids)
Biological process (GO): centriole replication
Cellular component (GO): centrosome
Source: RefSeq, a predicted model, not a curated record